UUGUGUUGAUAGUGGAGUCACUAUUUUUUGUGUGUAAAAAUACAAUUUUUAAAGGUUCGAACUACCAGAAUUUUCAUGCAACAAAUUGACAAUUACACGUCUAAAUACGUAUAUUAAAAAUAAUGGAGUCCUUACAAGAAAUUUCUGAAUAUUUAAGCCCUAAUACCCGAUUUGAUGUAAAAAUCUGUGCAUUAAACCACGUGCUCCGUAUAACGGCGACUACAGAUGGUCGAGAACUCCUGUUGAAGUUACCAGAAAUGUUGAUACAACUUGUUACCUUUAUACAAGAUUCUUGUGCUGCCAUUAGCAAAUGUGCUGCACAGAUAUUAAUAAAUAUUACUGGAGAUGAAUCAGGAACUAAUGCAAUGUUGAUUAUUUCAGAAUCAAGUAACUCAACAGAGAUCAAUAAGUCUGAUUUGGUUACUCAAGAACCUAGUCAGAAUUUAAUAAAAGUUUGUUUGAGGGCUAUAAUGGAUAAAUCUAGUAUUAUGGCAGAUUUAUGUUGUAUGAUACUUUCUAAUAUGACUAGACCAUUUCAUCUAAUAGACCGAAUGAUAACACUUAUUGAACAAAGUGAUUACUCUUGGGAUGAAAUAUUAUCUGUAUUUACUGCAAAACAGUAUAAUACUAAAGGCGAUAAAUUGCACUAUCUUGGACCUGUUUUUAGCAAUCUAAGUCGAUCGCCACGUAUAAGAAGAUAUUUGAUGGAUCGACACCGUUGCGUUAUUCAACGGAUUCUUCCAUUCACGGAGUAUUCUGACAGUCUAAUUAGACGAGGUGGUAUUGUUGGUACUUUAAAAAAUUGCACUUUUGACACAGAAAAUCAUGUGUGGUUGUUAAGCCCCGAAGUAGAUUUAUUAUCAUAUCUAUUAUUACCACUUGCUGGUCCAGAAGAAUUUGACGAUGAAGAUAUGUCUAAAUUGCCAAUUAACUUACAAUAUCUUCCUGAAACUAAAACUCGAGAGACUGAUCCAGAUAUAAGACUUAUGCUUUUAGAAGCAUUAAAUCAACUUUGUGCAACAAAAGUGGCUAGAGAAAUAUUGAGAAAAGCAAAUACAUAUCUCAUACUUAGAGAGCUUCAUAAAUGGGAAAAGGAUAAGAACUGCUUAUUGGCAUGUGAAAAUGUCGUAGAUAUUUUGAUAAAAACUGAAAAAGAAAUCGGUUUGGACAACUUGAAGGAAGUAGAAGUGCCGUCUACAUACACGGAGAUGUUCCAUAAAAUGGAUAAAGAGUUUAUUAGCAAUACAUAGAUAGUGCAAAAA
Messenger RNA from Acromyrmex echinatior (Panamanian leafcutter ant), 1262 nucleotides. RefSeq names its product co-chaperone protein HGH1 homolog. Lineage: Eukaryota; Metazoa; Arthropoda; Insecta; Hymenoptera; Formicidae. The record is from RefSeq and is a predicted model, not a curated record.